AUGGCAGAAACCGAGAAAAAGAAGAAGAAAAAGGUGGAAGAGCUGUACAUAAAGCCAGAGGAGUCCCAAAAACCAAUUGACACGUCUAAGUGGCCGCUGCUGCUGAAAAACUAUUCGAAGCUGCUGGUCCGGACGGGUCACUACACUCCUUUGCCCUUCGGAUGCUCACCGAUGACUCGGCCACUAGACGCUUAUCUGCUCUAUGGCAUUCUCAACUUGGACAAGCCUGUGAACCCUUCCAGUCACGAGGUGGUCUCCUGGAUUAAGCGGAUUAUGAACUGCGAGAAGACCGGACACUCGGGCACUUUGGAUCCCAAGGUUUCCGGAUGCCUUCUCGUUUGCCUGAACCGGGCAACGCGCCUCGUCAAAGCCCAGCAGUCCGCAGGCAAAGAGUACAUUGCUGUGGUCCGCUUCCACUCUGAUGUUGGCAGCGCGUCCAAGGUUCAGAAGGCGCUGGACGAGCUGACUGGCGCGUGCUUUCAGAGGCCCCCGGUAAUUUCGGCGGUUAAGAGGCAGCUGCGGGUUCGUACCAUCUACGAGGCCAAGCUGCUUGAGUACAACGCGAAAAGACAAAUGGCAGUCGUUUGGGCUUCCUGCGAGGCGGGGACCUACAUCAGAACUCUUUGCGUUCAUCUUGGCUUCAUGCUGGGUGUCGGCGCACACAUGCAGGAGCUUCGGCGAAAUAGGUCCGGUGUUCUUGACGAGCACAAAUACAUGUCCACGAUGCAUGACGUGCUCGACGCGCAGUACAUGUACAAUAACAUGCGGGAUGAGAAGUACUUGCGCAGAGUGGUGAUGCCAUUGGAGCUCAUCCUCACGAACUAUCCACGGAUUGUUGUCAAGGACAGCGCCGUGAAUGCCAUUUGCUACGGAGCGCAGCUCAUGAUCCCAGGAGUACUGCGGUUUGAGCAGCAGAUUGAGGUUGGUUCAGAAAUCGUCAUGAUGACGACCAAAGGAGAGGCGAUUGCCACUGGUAUUGCCCAAAUGACCACGGCAGUGAUCGCAUCCGUCGAUCAUGGCGUCGUGGCCGUGAUUAAACGUGUUAUCAUGGAGCGCGACACGUACAACAUGCGAUGGGGCUACGGCCCACGCUCAAGCGACAAGAAGAAACUCAUCCUUGCCGGAAAGUUAACAGAAAAGGGCAAGCCCAAUGAGAACACGCCGAAAGCAUGGCUCUUGGGGCAGGGAAGGUGGAGCUACCUUCCGAAGCUCACAAGCGAAGAAGCCCAAGCGGAGAUGGACGAAGCGCUCAAAGCUGCAGUCGUCUCAGUGCUUUGA
This is a messenger RNA of Symbiodinium natans, 1278 nucleotides long. The record is from the annotation of a GenBank genome assembly. NCBI's taxonomy places the organism in Eukaryota, Dinophyceae, Suessiales, Symbiodiniaceae.